UAGUUCUAUUGUCAGUGCGUUUCAGUUACAUAACCCCUGGCAAAACAUAAACAAAAUUAAUAAUUUAAAAAAAUGUUAACUAAAAAAAUUCUAGGGAAUAUCAACAAAAUAAGAACGUUCUCCUCGAUACGAAGAAAUUUUACAGGUAGUCGAGUGAUCUUCAAUAAGCACAGCGUUGGUGCCAUCCCUAAUGUCCAAGGGCUGAGCGAAAACUGUGUAAAAGUCUCCAAGGAACCUGUGGGCCCAGGAGCCAGCAAAUCAUCUAACUACCAAAACCCAGAAUAUUUCUGCUACGAUAAAAACAGUUACUUUGAGGCUGAAGUUGAAAUGCUCAAGUAUAGAUGCCCACAACCUUCUGUGCACAAACCUUACCACCAUAGUGAUCCAAAAUAAAACGUAAUUUAAAUAGAGUCCAAUAGAUAUAUGUAAUAAACAUUAUUUAAGCCA
Molecule: messenger RNA, 447 nt
Organism: Anthonomus grandis grandis
Lineage: Eukaryota; Metazoa; Arthropoda; Insecta; Coleoptera; Curculionidae
Gene: NdufV3
Exons: 2
Coding region: 73-393 (106 amino acids)
Cellular component (GO): mitochondrion
Source: RefSeq, a predicted model, not a curated record